Messenger RNA from Labrus bergylta (ballan wrasse), 4270 nucleotides. RefSeq names its product adhesion G-protein coupled receptor G5-like. The record is from RefSeq and is a predicted model, not a curated record. NCBI's taxonomy places the organism in Eukaryota, Metazoa, Chordata, Actinopteri, Labriformes, Labridae. Gene Ontology annotation, biological process: cell surface receptor signaling pathway; adenylate cyclase-activating G protein-coupled receptor signaling pathway. Gene Ontology annotation, molecular function: G protein-coupled receptor activity. Gene Ontology annotation, cellular component: plasma membrane.
AUUUACAUCUUUUAACCCAAACAAAUUAUGCUUUUUUUGCACAUAACCAACCACCAUUCAUUCCGGCACACGUUCAUCCUAACAUAACGUGAGUUUACGUGUUUAUUUUAUUUUUAUUUUGCAUAGCAGGCAUAACGUCUGUGUUCAUCUUAUGAGAACUUCAAGGGCUUAAGAAUUUGCAAAUCAAAAUAUGAUGCGAGCAGCUAUAUGCAAAGUCUGACAGUUUCAUAGAAAAGAAGGUUCAUUAUCUCUUGUGAAGUGCUGCUGCUGCUCAGAGCUGUGGUGUUACUGUUACCAGAGAAGAGAUCAAAUUUAUAGUUUUUAAAAGGGUUAGUUUUUAUCUAAAAUUGUUGUGUCAUCCUGACUGAGACUUAAUGCCAUCGACCCAACAUGAAAUGGUUUGCUCUGGUUGUUGCUGCUCUUCUGUGGACCUCCUCAGGACAGAGCAAAGACGAAUGUAAGAAACUGAGGGAUUGUUUGAAAAGGGGAAAAAAAACGUGUGUUUAUGAUGACAUCAGAGAACGACCCAAAUGUGAGACAAAGGGACAUGACUGCAUAAUAUUUCUGCAGAAAAACCCUACAGCACUUCAAACAGAAGAUCAAACAGAAUGGUGCAAUCAAGAGGGGCUUCAACUGGAGACAAAGAACGAUACUUCCCUAUUACGCAUUACGAAACGGCACAUCAAGCAGAAACUUUCUCUCACUGUCCUGCUCGGGGAGAAUUGCUGUAGAGAACUGUCCGGCAAAAUCCAAGAUUUGCUGUGCAUCUCCAAUCCGACAUCAGAUUCAUCACCAGAAAGUUGCGAGGUUAAAUGCGUACAAACAGACGAGGUUUGUAAGGGAGAAUCAUUUGAUGAAAAUGUCUGCACUGAAGGUCGACAGGACAAGUACAUCGUCAACAUAACAGGGACACAUGCAACCUGUGUCAAUUGUAAUAAUCCAGUGAAACAUCCAAAGAAGGCAUACAGUUGUGAUGAACUCAGAAAGGAAGGUGUAUCAAUUAACGUAACACGAGGAGAAGAUCUGGACCCUGUUCAAGCUAGUAACGUCAUGAAGAAAAUGGGCAAACUGGCCACCUCUAUCGAUACAGCUUCAGCAGCACUGAAUAUGGCAGAAGGAGUCACAGGGAUCAUAGUGAGAGAAACUAAUGAGGAAUAUGUGGACGAAGUCUCCUUUGCAUAUGAGUCUCUAAACGACGACAUAUACAUCAUAGAAAACAGAGAUUCUCUGGCUCAGUUUUCCAGAUCUGUUACGGUGUCGAAAGAAGCGUUUGAACAAGCUAUCAAUUUGAAAGUCAGUGUCCCUUUUGCUGCUAUUUUCAGAUUCAACAAUCUGUCUAAGGAUGAGUUGAACAGCACCAUUUUAGGUAAUGAGGUUUUAGCAGUCGACAUGGGAGCAAAUAUCUGCAAUCUCACAGACAAAAUAUCCAUCCGUUUUUGGAAUGCGACAUAUGAAGGAAAUGCAAGUUGUCGAUCAUGGAACGGUGAUGGAAGCCGACCAAACUGGACCGCAGAUGGAUGUUUAACUACACAAGAUGGAGAAAACAUCACAUGCGAGUGUUCCCACUUGACAUUCUUUGCUAUAUUAUUGACUCCUCUUAAUGAAACCAUUUCAAGCUCUGACCUGAAUAAUCUCACCAUCAUCACACAAAUUGGCUGUAGCUUGUCAAUAUUCUUCAUCAGCAUAAUCCUGUUCAUGCACUUCCUUCUCAGGAGAACAAAGGCCAGCACAUCCACAAGGAUUCUCAUCCACCUUGUGUCGGCCAUGUUCCUGCUCAACCUCACGUUCCUGACCAACCACUACAUAGCAAAACUCAACAGCUCAGUGGGCUGUGUGAUCAUGGCAGCUGCCAUGCACUACUUCAUGUUAGCUACGUUCACAUGGUUUGCAGUGAAGGCCUUCCAUCUUUGUUUGCAGCUGUACAUGGGGGGCAAAAUAGUCAUCAGUCACUACAUACUCAAAGUCUCUAUCAUCAGCUGGGUUCUACCAAGUUUCCCUGGGAUUGUCCUGCUUAUCAAAGGGAAAUAUGGUGAACAAGUCAUCUACACCAACGACCCAGAAGAAAACGUUGCCAUGUGCUGGAUAACAGACAGUGAAGCCCACUACAUCGUCAACAUAGGCUAUUACGCGUUGGUCUUCGUCUUCACCUUCACCACCUUCGUCAUCAUACUGUCCUGGCUUUGUUGUCUCAGGAGGCCCAACUCAGGAAACAGCCCAACUGGAACAAGUGGCAGAAAUAUUUUAAUCAUCCUGGGACUGUGCUCCAUGCUGGGUAUCACGUGGGGCUUUGCCUUCUUCGCCUAUGGCGCCCUCCUGAUCCCCUCUUACUACAUCUUCACAGUCCUCAAUUCUUUUCAAGGUUUUUUCCUGUUCAUCUACUACUACAAAACCAGCCAAGUAGGAAACACAAACGCUGACUCGAGCAGUUCCACCGACAGCAGCAGCACUCUAGGCACACUGGUCCCCUGGGAGAACCCCUACGGACAAAAGAUAAACCCUGCGAAGAUUCAAGGACAGGAAAGUAUAAAGUAGGCGUCAGUGUGGGACUGAAGUGCAGACUACAAGAAAGUACAAAGAAAUAACUGAAAACUGUAAAGAAGUAUAAUGUUACAGGCGUUUUCAAAACAUAGAUAUGUGUGAAAAAAAAACAGUCAAUAAUAGCAUAUCCAGUGACUAUCAUAUCGGCUACUUUAGUGACAUACGUGUGCAGUGACUUUCCAUUUGAGUGACCAUCUUGUCUUCAUUAUUUAUCUUUUCCACAAGAGUUGUUUAGUUUAUAAUAAGUUUGUUCUUUUGGUUUGCACAACUUCUUUUCGUGAGAAUCAGAGAGGGUGAAGGGUUCCUGCAGUUAAUGACUUAUAUGUAACUAUGAAAUGUUUAUAUGUAACUAUGAAAUGUUUAUAUGUAACUAUGAAAUGUAAUUAUUCUUGGCUCAGGGAUGGAAACACAAAAAAAGAGAGAUAUCCGAAGUAAAAAAAUGACAAAAAAACCAAAAACAGUCUAAUCUACCAUCUGACGAAGGCCUGUGCUAGUACGCUUGGCUCUCCAAGAAUUGCACAAGUCACCUAAGUUAAUGUAAAAAAAUCGAGAGUCGCCAAAAAGCGACUAAUUUGCAUGCAUGUUGGCUCACAAAUAAAAAAGUCACUGGCAGCAUAUGGGCACAGAUAAAAUGUCCCAGCUGUGGAUAAAGUGUCAAAAAUAUUUUGCAACAUUCAAAUAUUGAAAUAUUGAAAUAUUGAAUCUUUUAUUCAGUUUCAGUCACACUCACAUUAAAAAAAAUACAUUAAUAUUAUCUUUUAUUUUCAAUGUUUGAAGGUGGGAAAUGAUUUGACACAUUUACAACAAGAGAGCUUCUGCUUCCUUGAGAGCUUGUUCCAUUUCAGCGGCCUCCAGGGAGAAGUUUUCCCUCUCCUGCAUCAUAUGUUCCCGUGCUUUAGCCAGGUCUGUCAUUGUCGUUUGGAUUUCCUGAGUGUUAAAAACAUGAAAGAAUUUCAGUAAACGUUAAUCAGCCCUUAGUUCAACUACAACAAUAUUAGAAAAAAAAAGUCAAUAAAAGGACUCGGAAGAGUUUAACUCACCUCUAGUUGAGCCUGUUGCUGGGAUGCAAUGUCUCCAAAUGCUUUUAAUUCAUGCAGCAGGUCAGCGGAGACGCUCUGAUAAGCAGGCAAUAAAGAUGUUUUUCAUGUGUUCAGUAUAAGUGUGGUCUAAGACUUAAGUAUAAACAAACAGGUGUAUUUCUGUCAUGUUUAAAGUGCAUAUUUCUAUUUAUUCUUUACUAAAUUUCCAGUUAGUGAUUACUUGCGUUUCACAUGCACUCCUGAAAAUUUACAGAAAAUUCAGAAGAGUAAAAAGGGUUCCACAUAUUAACAGUAUCAACAAAAGAUACUGAAGUAGUUUCAUUGCAUGCCUGGAGAUUUCACCAGACGUGAGCACAGUCUAUGCUUGUGAGCAAGAUUUUAAAGUCAUUGCCGCCUCCCACCCGUGGUGAUUUCUCUUAUUUUCCUGUAUACUCCCUGCUGAGCUCGAUUUCACAUCAAAAAUGUACUGGCCGGAAAAAGUCAUAGUACAGUUUGAGUGUAAAAUUGGACUGUCUGAGGUCACAUAUGCAGCUCAUCCAGGAUUUUCCAGAAGUUUUCAGGAGUUUUGUGCAUGUGUGAGAAAGCACUGUAAGAUCAAUAUGCGCUUGUUCUGAUCACACGCAUAGCAGAUAAAAACAAAAAUGUGCAUAUAAACAUGUUUCAAACUCAAAUAAAAUACAUACCAUAACUUC